Daldinia loculata is the source of this 705-nucleotide messenger RNA. RefSeq lists its product as uncharacterized. The coding region runs from base 1 to 705 and encodes 234 amino acids. The record is from RefSeq and is a predicted model, not a curated record. The transcript has a single exon. Lineage: Eukaryota; Fungi; Ascomycota; Sordariomycetes; Xylariales; Hypoxylaceae.
AUGGCAAGUGGAUUGUUCGUUGCCCCUAAGCACGCUGGAGAAAAGCGUCCUAGGGAAGAUGAUAAAUAUGAGUCGAGGCCUGCUAAGCGUGUUCGUCAGGAGCAUAGUGGGUUGUUUUGUGCGCCAUCGGGACGACAGACAGUCUAUCAACCAAGACCGUCGAUUCAAAGACAAACUCAACCGCGUACUCAACCACCCUCUCAAGAGCCAACUCAAGAAGUAGUUCAGCCGAUCCCACCGUCUCAGUCUUUCAAAAAGCGUGAAAAAUCCGAAGUCUCCAGUAGGAAUUCCACGGAUCGAGUUCCCUCGCUGGACUCUCAAAUGUAUGAUUCUAUCCCGAGCAUUAAUUUCAAGUUCCCUUCCGAAUCUUCUAGUACUGAGACAUCUGAUCUUUCUGAUUCUACUGGCACUAUCUCAUUUCACGACAUCCUCAAUGAUAUCUUACGGGCCCGCUCGAAUCUCGAAGACGUUAUCGCGGGCCGCAGAUCUAUAUCAGAGGAUCUAAACCCUGAACAUCUUACGGUGAAGCUAACCCGCAAAAACCUUAGGAGACAUCGCAAAGUUGAGAGAAUGCGCCAUGCUGCCGCCCAAUCGAUCCCCCUACCCUCAGCUCCGCCCCGUCGUCCGAUCUUCAAAUCAGUAAACUGGAACAGAAGGGCUAGUCGACCAUAUAAAGAUGGUAGCGUAUCACCACGUGGGAAAUAA